ACAUAUCACAUGAGUUUAUCAUGAUUGGUGGGACUGUGCUCCUCACUGUUGUCACAUGAAUUAUUCAUGAAGUAGUAAGUGGGAAGGGCCUCAAUCAUGCAAAUGAGCUUCACUCUCAUUGGCUGCCUGCCCAGCCUUGCCGACUGUGUUGUAAACAUUCCUGCAGAGGGGUGACUCACAGAACGUGACCAUGUGCAGCCGAGCGAGACAGCAUGUAUGAUAUGGAGACUGGAUGAGGGGAAUACAAAAACACAACCACCUCAGCUUCCCUGCUUCAGAAUGGAUCAGUCUGUUUACCUAGGCAGUGCCCUUGAUGACUGUGUUUUGACUGCACACACCAUUGUAGUAAUCAGGCAGAUAGAAAAGAUAGAGAAAAAAAAAUCUGGUUGAGUGAAUCAUAGUAGUAUAGUAGUAACCUGUCAUUAUCAGCUCUGCAGCAUUUAACAAGCUGCCUCCCUACAGUCUGUGGAUAUUACUAUUGACCUGUACUCAGCUGGUUCCAUUCAUUCAUUGUGCCAGGAUUUACAAACUGAAGGCUCUGAACUGUAUGAACCAAAGUAUAAGCAGUGUGAACAAUUUUUCUCAUGCUAGAGCUACAUUUGUAAACUGAAGCUAGAUAUAAAAAUUUGUAUCGAAAACUCAUUCACAUCAAGUACCGGUAUCUGUUUGACUUUGAUGCCGCCUUGUGAGAGAGUCUGUUGGCAUGUUCUGGGAGAUAAAUAUCCUGGUGUCGACUUUCAAGGAGCUAAACAUUUUUCGUAAAACUAAGGACAGAGACAAGAGUUGUUUCCUGUGCAAGGAACUAAAAUAUUCACUUGAGAUCUGUUGCUGUAUUAUGAGUGAACUUGAAAUCCAUGUGAGCACCCCACUGCGUGGUAUCAACAGCGUGGAGGUGUCUGUGUGUAGUAUAGGUAGCAGUGGUGAUAGGUCGUCCAGGAAACUGAUCGUUGAUGUAUGUAACGGCCCUGGGGCGCCUUCUGCCCGCUUCAUUCAGCCGGGUAACAUGCAGAUGGACCAAGCGAGUAUGAAAAUGAAACUUGCAUCGGAAGACGAGAGUGGUGUUGAUGAGGUAAUUGAUGAGGAGCUGGAUGUUUUCUCAGAGAACAUGACAUCGGACAUAUCUGCCUCCAGACCAGAGACUCCAGUAACAAUGGGAACCUCUCCGCCCAUCCCUAUUCCACUCCUCAGUCCAAUAGGAACAGGAAGCUUUAUAGGGACACCAACCCGUAGUAGUUCCUUCGGGUAUUUAUUCCGCUUUUCCUCACCUCCGGAAGAAACUUCCCCGCUCUCAUCAGGAUAUGGGUCAGCACCGCGUUUCUUCCAAAGUACCUCAACCCAGACUCCGCCCCUCUCACCAGUCUUGCUGGAGACAUCAAUCAGCUUACGAUUGUUUGAUUCAAGUGAUCAGGACUUGACGCCAUCACCUCAGGAACUAAUGAGGAUCAGAAGACAAGAAUCUAGAAGAACACGGUUCUUCUCUGAGGGAAGUGUUGAGCCAGAGUCAGUACCUCCUAAUGAGCCAGUAGGUGACAAUUCUUUUGCCGAACCCCUACCAGAUCUCGUAACUAUCCGUCGGAGUAGAGCCAAUUCUGCUCCAGCGAGACCUGUUGCCCCCGAGAUCGCUACUGGACGAGAACUGAGACGGAUUGGAGAUGAAUUUGUGGCAUUGUUCGAAGGCCAAAGAAGUCUCAAAAGAAAUGACCCACAUCGAAGAUCGUUCAUACGACGUCUUUUUGAAAGCUUGUCGUCCAAAUCGCCCAUUUCAGAAUCAUCCCCUGCCCGUACCUCAGUCAUCAGGGAUGGAAGUUCGGUUUAAACCAAAGUGCCAGACUUUUUUUCAUUUGUUGAAGAGACAGAAAAUGGAAAGAAAAGGAGAAAAUCAAGGAGGGGAGAUUAGAACAUGCUCAGCAUUUGUGCCAUUUUGAUCCUGAGGGAAAAGCCCCAACUUUGCCCCUUCUCCUUUUUUUGUUCGACACAAGAAAACCGUCAUUCCUGUGGGUCAGUGUGUGCGAGGCAAUGCCGUCUUGAAGUGUGAUUGUGAACUCGCUCAUUUGAUUUCGUCAAACUUUUUUUAUCGCGAAAACAACUGCCGAGUCACGCUGUGAAAAAUAUAUUUGCAAUUGAUGUAUCAGGACUUUUGACAAAGAACAGAGUUGGAGGUUCCUCUUGUUUUUGUUUAUGUUUUUUUCUUGACUCAAUCUCGCAAAUUUGUGUAGAAUUAACCCUAUCAUGGAGAUGGAUGAAACAUUUAAACUGUGAUGUGGAUAGAGAUUUAUCUCUUGGCUAGAAGAAGACUUUGCCUGGUCAGUGUGGUUGCUAUGGGAUACAGCCAUUAUUUAUGGAUUCCAAAAAGAGAACAAAAAGGAAGCAAUGAAUAAUUGCUACUACAUGUAUACAUUUAAGUACCUUUUUCAUCAAAACUUUGCACACUUGAAGUGGCAAGUAUAGAUGCAUGGACUGAAUUAGAAUGAUGUAUCAGUUUAUUUGAGGGAAAGAAAGAAUCAGAUAGGGCAUGACGUAUUACCAAGAGAGAAAAAUGAACCAAUGAAGUUUUUAAGUCUUCCAUUAUUUAUUGAACCUGAUGAAGAGAUGUAGGAAGAGUGUUAACCUGAAAGCAGAUUUUAUUACCAUUAUUGCCAAGUGUUAUCAGGUCGGGAUGACGGGACCUAAAAUUCAUGAUCAGAUGAUUGUUUGCUACAUUACAAGAAUAGAGUCACCUCACAUAGAAUUUCUUAGACACAAGUUCUUUGACUCCUUGAUAGCAAAGUUUUGAUUAAAUAUUUCCAACAGUUUUUAUUUAAUGUUAUUCAUCACACAACUCUUAGCUAUUUCCUGUGCAGAGAACAUGGAAAGUAUGAAAAUACUUGAAGUAGGAUAUCAUAGGUAGCUUAUCUAUUUCAAUUUUGAUUUAUUGAAAAAAAAAAUCAACUUCAGAAAUAAUUAUUGACAUCAAAUGAAGAUAUAGACUAUUAUAUUUGCUGAAUAACAGUCAAUAAAAUGUUUUAUUCUUAAAUUUUGAGAUGAAUUGUUUGCAUACUCUACUUCAUAAUGAAAUCCAUCCAUUUUGGUAGAUUGUACAGUUCUGAAAUUAAUGACCAUCUGGUUUCAGUGAAUUCUUUAAAAACUUUUUGUAAUCCAAAUCUCUUUGUUUGAUUUAAUACAAUUAAAUGCUGCUCUGCAUUUUGUUUUAUUUCAAUUAUGAUAUCAGUGACUUUUUUUUUACAAUAAUAAGGUUACUUUCAUUUUUUAACAGAUACUUGCCAUAAAGGAUACUUAAUUCCACUUUUGCAAUAAAUAAGCUUGAAUGUGUGAAAUACAUGUUAAUGUUAGAUACUGCACAGAUAAGUACAUCUUUCCAUUAUAUCUGGGUUGCUGUUGUGAGGCAAUGGUCCUCAGUUUACUAAUACUCACCAAUUUUUUGAAAUCCUUAGAGAGUUAGUCUCAACAUUUUGUGCAAAUGCCAUGAUAUCUUGCAAUUUUGAUUGAGGAGAAAGAAGAUGGUGCUAAAAGUGUGUGUUCUCAUGUUUUGAGGAGAAAAAAAUGUUUGUAAAGUUGCCAUUGUAACUAUACGAAAAGGAUUGUUUCCCUUAGACCAGCAUAGUUAAUUUUCUGUAUUGUUCUUUUUUUCUGCCAUCAAAUAUAAAUUACAUUCCAUUGAAAAUCAGUUAAACUGAUGGUGCUGCUUAAUUACACAUACUUAAUCAUAUAGACCUAGACAUUACUAUAAGCAUCUUCAAGGGGGAAUGUAGGAAUUAAAUAUAGGAAUUUUUUUUAAUAUCAUAAUACCCUUAUAAUAGCAUGCUGUUCCCCGAUUUAUGUAGCUAAUCUGGCAAUUCCAUUUUUUUAUUUCUAAAUGGUUACUGCACUGGAAAUCUAUCUGAUUUAUUGUUUGGAUUGAUUCAAUAACACUAAACCAUAAAUAUUUUUUAUGAGAUACAUUAGAAAGUUGAAGACUAGAAUAAUGAUCUAUGUAUAGAUUGGAGUACUUACUAUGGAUUCAGUUUUCAUAGACUAAAUUGCCCCCCCCCCCCUUCCUCUAAUUAACUUUUUUUUCUGUCUUAAGACUUAACCCCUUAGAUCAUUUAUGUCAUUGUGUACUUUUUGUGCCUCACAGAAAGCUUUCUGAGCAACCAAAAAUAUAUGUCCGGUGCAAGAUGAAUCGUACUGAAGUAAAGCGCAUGUUAAAGAAUGAUAAACCAAAGUGUUUUUGUUUCUUUUUUCCUUCAAUUAUUGUUGGAGAAACAAAGUAAAGCAGUUAAAGUCAAGAAGUGUUUUGUUUGAUGGAUUUCUCUUUCUUUUUUUUUCUACAAAGUUUUAAGAUAUAUUUGAGUUUUUUUUUUUCAAGUGUCCUUUGGGAUUCUUUUAUGUUCCAAAUAAUGCUGCCUUGGUUUUCUCUUUUUUUAAAGAAAAAUGGAAAAUCUGCAUAAAUUUUGGUUUACAAUCAUAUUUCUAGUUUUCUCAUUAAUACGUGGAGAUGAAUGUAUCUUAAUGAUGAUGAUGUCAUAUACUUUUAACUUGAUUUGUCUCAUACUCUUUAUGCUAAAAUGUAAUAAGUAUUCUUUUAGUAUCCAUACAAUAAACAAAGGAAACUCAAUGGUCGAUACAUAAUUGCAUUUGUUAUUUAAUAUAUCUAUGGAAAAGAAAAUAUUUAACAGAGAAAUUUUAAAAUCAUAUCUAAAACUCUAAGAAAGUUUCGUUAUUUUGAAAUAUAAUUAAACUAUUUAAACAAAUUGAGCAACAGAAAAAAUUAAUACAAAUUGAAAGAUGUAUUUGUAUAUGAAUUAUAUUAUGUCAGAACCUCAAAGGUUCGGAUGAAUGAAUGUUUUUUUUCUUUAGAUAAAAGUCUAUUUCAGUUGAAAUUCAAGGAAGUUAAAUGAAAGGAAAAAGCAUUAUUUUCAUGCCUAUACUGACCAGUGGAUAUGAGGGAAUGUUUUUACUAUGACGGUACAGGAUACAUCAAUCAAGUUAUCAUAUCUCAAUUUGUUAGUAGUGGCUCUCUUUUGCAGUGUGGUCAUUGGAAACAAGAUCUUGUAUAAGACUUUUAAAUUUACAAGAUAAAAAAUACGGAAUUCUGGCUGUGAAACUGGAGAAUAGUUCUAGCUUUAGUCCUUGGUACUAUCUAUUGUCUACCAUUCAAAAUAUUUCCAGAAUGCUAGUACUAGUGUAUUUAACACAAAAUCAUUCGAAAAAAAAUUAAGCAAGUACUAGUGAUUUAUCCUUGACUUUUCUUCUUAAAGAAAGAUCAUCACCUUUUUGCCAUAUUGUUGGUACCUGAAAUGUAAGCCAUGGUUGAUUGGUUUUGUGUGAAAUUAAUUAAAGAUAACAUUG
This is a messenger RNA of Lytechinus variegatus (green sea urchin), 5328 nucleotides long. RefSeq lists its product as uncharacterized. The transcript is spliced from 4 exons. Bases 704 to 1816 code for a protein of 370 amino acids. NCBI's taxonomy places the organism in Eukaryota, Metazoa, Echinodermata, Echinoidea, Temnopleuroida, Toxopneustidae. The record is from RefSeq and is a predicted model, not a curated record.